UAAAUGGUUCUUCCAUCAAUGAGAAAAGAAAUAAAUAGACACAAUGAUAAUGUUGAAACGUCUUUCUUCAGAUCAAACGAUCUUUCCGCGAUAAAAGGUUCUAUAAAUAUAAUGUUUCUCUACGGUUGUCCCGUAACGUCAUGAUAAAAUGGAUUGGGUAUACCCUAAGUGCCAAAAUCCGCUGAGUCAUGAUUUUCAUGACUGCGAUGCUAUUGGUUGACCUUGAACUGGUCACAUGAACUCACCUCGUACUGAUUAACAAAACAGUUUCCAUCAAUAGCAAGUUAUCAACAACGGAUGCCAAUAUCACAUGAAACAGCAGCGAUCACGCCGAAACCAAAUGACCCCCUAUAGAGAAGACCUAUUUACCAUGACUCAAUGCCUUUAAUGUCAGGCACAGUCUUUCUCAAGCACUGUCCUCUCAAAUAUGUCAGAUAAUCCACAAUAAUCGUCACGCGCGAUGUCUUAAAUAGCUAUACGUAUCCUAUAAAUCCAUAAUUUAUGCCGACAAGAUCUUUUACAAGCAUCUUGCCACAUAUGUGAAACGUCGAGAACCUAAAUAUACAAAAUAUCAAAACCUAACCCUAUCGCUCUUAACCGAAUUCCAUUUCCAACUUCAACUCCAACUCCAACUUACUCUAAAACUAACUCUAAUUCUAAAUGUAACACCCCCAAAAUAUAACUAAACAAGAACUUAUUGUGAUGCUACAUAGCUACGUAAAUUUACAUAAUAAUAGUGAAUACAAAAUAUAUUACUCCCAAGAUUAAUUACAUAAACUGAAUAAUGAUACUAAAAAUCCCAAAAGAAAUAGUUAAUGAAUCUAAAGGUGCAAUUAGAUAACAAAAGGAAUUAUAAACAAUCGAAUGUGUGAAUGGUGAUAAAAUUACUAAGGUUACAGGAUGCAAAACAAACGAAAUCCAAACUAGCACUAUUACAAUAUAAUUCUCACACAACAUUUAAAGAGGUAUUCAGUUAUUUUGUAUUUUCAUAUUUCAUACUGGGAACCAAAGUUAUUUCUUAUUUCAAGACUCAAAAACCUAAAUAUUUAUAUUUUCAUUCCGAAGAUCUCAAUUUUUUCAUAUUUCAAACACCCCUCUCGCGACUGAGCGAAUGCACACUGGGGCAUGCGCAAAUUGAACUUCCUCAUUUGCUGCAAAUGCGCGACCAUUCGCUGAGUAGCUCAACUCAGUCACAGAAUAGAAUAGGAAUAAUCAACUCCUACUUCCUAUUCUGUGACUCAGUUGAACUACUGGGCGACUGGUCGCGUUCGCCGAUUCGCUGACUUGUUGAUUCGAUUUCGCCAAGUCGCGCGACCAGAGCCACUAGGCGAAUUCUUUCAUGCGAAUCGUAGCGAUAGAGUAGGACCAUGAUCUACUUUCUGCGAAUCGAAUUUUUUCGCUGCAAAAUCUGAGAACAUGACACCACGCUGGCUCGAUUCGACCGAAAGAAUUCGCCUAGUGGAAAUCGGGUUGUCUAGCAACACUGCACCUUUUUGUUAGCCUAACCAAUUAAAACACUCCGCAUGCUAAACCCAUAAAAACACCACGGGAGCACUGACAGAUAACAGAUACAGGCCUGUAUGCCGCGAUUUGACAGGGAUGCUGUGUGCACGGUGAACGGGGAAAUCCUUGACAAAUACAAAUAGGAAUAUCUGCAUUAUAAGAUUAAUCUGGGAGCCUAUCAUCGCAGGAUUUGCUAAUCUCGAAUGGAUUCUUCCGCAAGAAGGUCGAUUAUGGAGUCAGAUAAGGAAUAUUGCAAGUCUUCAAGACCUCCAGACAGUGAGAGCAGUCAAGCUCUAGGCUUGCAGUAUCGCAUUGACGAAUCUCCUUCAUGGCCACUGUGCAUCUUUCUUGGCCUGCAGCAUUACCUCACGAUGUUUGGAGCCACGAUUGCAGUUCCAUUUCUGCUUGCCCCCUCACUGUGCAUCGCAGAUAAUCCUCUGAUACUUGGUGAAGUUAUCAGUACCAUAUUUUUUGUGUCUGGUAUUGCUACAUUGUUACAAACUUUUUUGGGCAAUAGACUACCAAUUGUGCAGGGAGCAACAUUUUCCUUUCUGGGCCCAACAUUCGUUAUUCUGUCGCUACCAGGGUUCAAAUGUCCGGUUGAUUCACAGAAAGGGAACAACACUACAGGCUCAACCCAUGAUUGGAGAAUCGGAAUGCGCGAGGUCCAAGGAGCUAUAAUGGUAUCAUCACUGUUCCAGAUAAUCUUGGGUUUCUCAGGAUUGGUUGGCUUGAUCACAAAGUUCAUAGGCCCGCUUACAGUUACACCAACCAUAUCGCUUAUUGGCCUAUCGCUGUUCCCUGCGGCUGGCUUCUAUUCUGGUAAGCAGUGGGGAAUAGCAUGUCUGACUGUGUUUUUAAUACUACUGUUCUCUCAAGUUCUGACCAACAAGAAGGUUCCAUUGCCAUGGAUUUCAUCUGAACGAAAACUGACUGUAGUCUGGGUUCCAAUUUUCAAGCUUUUCCCUAUCUUGUUGGCUAUUGUUCUGGCCUGGGUUGUUAGUGCCAUUGUGACCGCAGCGGGCGGGUUUUCUUCAAACCCAAAGGCAGCCUCGUAUUCAGCAAGAACUGAUUCUCGUAUUGGUGUCUUGAAGAACGCUGACUGGUUUCGGAUACCUUAUCCAGGCCAAUGGGGUACUCCUACACUCAGCUUGGCUGGCGUGUUUGGGAUGCUUGCUGGAGUGCUUGCGUCGAUGAUAGAAUCGAUUGGAGACUACUACGCAUGUGCAAGACUCAGUGGAGCUCCUCCGCCUCCAGGACACGCGAUCAACAGAGGAAUUGGUAUGGAGGGAAUAGGCUGCCUACUUGCUGGUGCAUUUGGAUCUGGCAAUGGCACGACGUCUUAUGGGGAGAAUAUAGCCGCAAUUGGAAUAACAAAGGUUGGAAGCCGUCGCGUUAUCCAGUUUGGAGCUAUCUUUAUGUUGAUCUUAGGCGCCCUUGGCAAAUUUGGUGCAUUAUUCGCAACCAUACCCGAGCCAAUUGUCGGAGGAAUGUUUUGGACAUUGUUUGGGAUGAUCUUAGCUGUUGGAUUGUCCAACCUGCAGUAUGUGAAUAUGAAUUCGUCGCGGAAUUUGUUUGUUCUUGGUUUCUCGUUUUUUACGGGAAUGGUAAUUCCCGACUGGCUAGAGAAAAACCCAGGGGCGAUUAACACUGGUGUGGAAGAGCUUGAUCAAAUCAUUGAGGUACUGUUGAAAACAGAAAUGGCCGUGGCGUGUAUAAUUGCAAUGAUUUUGGACAACACACUACCUGGUACAGAUGAGGACCGUGGCAUAAUCAGCUGGCGGAAAGAAACAGUGUCAGAGGGCUCCAUGCAGACAUCUUCCAUUCAUGUCUAUGAUCCUAUCUGCACAAAGUUAUGGGUUGGGAGAAAAUGGCUGAAAUAUGUGCCAUUUUUGCCAUACUAUGGUAAUUAUGAAGAUAACGCACCAACUAAUAUAGAGAUGAAGCCUUGCCCCUCUCCUGAAAGUGCAGACAUCGCUAUACUGUAGAUGUAUUUUUUCCACUGUUUGACUGUCGAUUUUUCCACUCGUUUAGAAUAUUUUGGGGGGGGGGGGCCAACGUCAGCACUAUCUGUUGGAACUGAGAUUUAAUGUAAAUUUUUUAUACUACUCCGACACCUUGGCACUGUUUCUUUACUACUCCCCCUUUCCUUCCGGUGGAUGAGUCAAAAAACGCAAGCUUAAAAUUCGUACCUGUCAGAAUUUAUGAUAACUGGAUACAAUUGUUGGGUCAAGGCUUUUUACUGAUAACGUUAAAAUGCACACACAACACGGCAUAUAGUUUUAAUGGCUGUUUGGAUCAUUCCUAUCAUAAACAAAUCCAUAGGAACAUUGACAAAGGCGCUGACUUUUAAUUUUCCCGAAGGUAAUUCAGAAUAGUGAAAAUAGACUCUGCCAAAUUGGCACAUACCGUAAAUCCUCGAAUAAGCUCCCGGGGGCUUAUUUGCAAAAAUGAAUUUUUGGGUGGAGGAUUAGUAUUUUCCUCUAAGAUCGACAUAAAAACGACAUAAUUUUCUCAAUGAAAUAAAUAGAAAAAUUACAAAAAAUCUGUUGUCCUGUGGGGGCUUUCUUGAAAUAAGAUCUUUGCAAUGAUGAAAUAGAAUCUUUCAUUACUUUGCAAUGAUGCUUCCCUCAAAUAAGCCCCCACGGGGGCUUAUUCAAGGGGGGCUUAUUUGCAAAAAUGGUUUUUUAGGUGGGGUCUUAUUCGGGGGGGGCUAUUCGAGCGUGGGGGCUUAUUGAAGGAUUUACGGUAUGUCUGCAAGUUGUAACCCACUCCUUGCAAAAUACACUCAAACUUACCCUUUAUAUCGUAUAUCAGAUCAGUAUACCGGUUACUUUACCAUAAUUCGAAUUUUGACUACAUAAAUUAAAAGAUGCCAUAGAGUACUACUAAAUACUCAUAAUCAGUUAAAUAUGAUAAAGAUCGGGUGAAAUAUGGCCAAUGAAAUGUUUGAAAUAUGAUAAAGGAUUACUGUUAUUUUGGUUCUGUUCAUAAAGUUAUGAACAGAGACCAAAUUACGAAGGUUUAAAAGUAAACUGCCUGUGCUUAUGUGGCCACAUCUAAACCAAUUCGUGUCACAUUCAACUGAUUUUGCACUUUUAGAGAUACACUCAAAUUUUUUUAUAAGAAACAAAGGUCGAUGUUGAGUACUCCAGUUUCUUAAUGUUCUGAAAAUUUCAAUACUCACUGUUUCUUAAUGGUUUAAUGAAUGAUGUUAUGAAAUGUUCGUGACCUUUUUUUCACGUCAAGAGAUUCGCAUCCGUUCUGACGCUGUAUUUAGACAUGGAAAGUGUAUUUUUAUCCCUUGUGUCUUAAUUUCUAGGCCAUCAGGGCAAUCAUGUUCUUGGAUUUUACAAAAUUUCGUCGUUCUCAGUUUUAUCACGAUUUAAUAGUUUCUUAAUUUUCUUGCUUCGAGUACUGAAUUUUUUUAAUUUUUUCUGACUGUCCAUUACUCGUUUUUUAUAGCCAGGUUCUUGUAAAAAAAUGAGUGUAUUUCAUUAUGCUCUUUUAGGUUAUCGACUUUUUAUAUGAUACUUUUACGUUUAUAGAAAUCCAGUAUGUUAAAUAAACAAUUAAUCCAGCAUUAAAAGUGUCAAUUUUUAUUUGUCAGUUUUCUGUUUUGUCAUUUAUUUUUCUUUAAUUCACUUUUUAUAUUAGUUUUGAAUUUUUGAUACCCUUAUAUUAUAUAUUAUAUAUUACAAAAUGAUACCUUUGUCACAGAUUCUUGUAUUUGUUAAUUUUGUAAGUGGUUAUGAUGUAAAUUUUGGUUAUGAGACCUCUCACGUCUCACGGGCAACACCCAUUACCCUCCCACUCUGCUGUAGCUGGCGCCGCAACUGGCUGCAUAACCAGAAAAUGCCCUCGAAUUGCUUAGUUGCUGUACGAAACGAGCAAAGGGUUGAUAUUUUGGGGCCAUGAUUUAAAAUGUUUCUUUUCUUUUCGGUUACCAAAGUGCGGUGGUGAUGGCAAAUUGGCCUUGGGCCUUGAGGUCUAGAGAGCCCUCGAGGUUUCCAGUUUCUGAAGCAGCUAAAUUCUUUGACGAGCGACGAGCAUCGUGCAUUUGUCUGCCUUCACAAGCAGAUCGUUAUACGAACUGGUAUGAUCAUUAUAUGUUGGAUUGUAAGAACAAUGAUAUAUUUUAUAUUAUUAGAUGGUAAAUUUACGUUGUUUCAAACCCCACCCCCACCCCCCAAAUAAGGAACUCUUUUUAGGGAUUACGUAAUCUAUUUGCCUCGUUUGUGCAAAGUGGAUAGCCUAUGCCAAAAAGAUGAAUGAAAAUUGACGUCGAAAGUUCUGCGUUUUGCUAAACCCAUUGUCUUACAUAUAGAGAAAUCUUAGGGCACGUUCUUGUAUCUGUUCAAUUUUCUGUAAUGAUUUAGACGAUGAAAAAUACCAGACCAAGGGACAAUACUGAAAUUGGAAUAUACGAAGUCUGAAUAAAAAACCUUUUUCUCCUGGAAACCAAUAAACGUCUUUAAUCUUUUAAGAACAUUCAAUUGUGUUGCAGCUUUUUUGCAAAGAUUCGAAAUAUGUGGGUCGAAAUCAAAAUUGUAAUCCAACGUUACUCCUAAAAGCUCCACUGUCUCCUCAGAUUGAAUUUUUUUACCAUUAAUGAUCAUUUGUUCUCCACUAGCAUUUGUCUUGUUUUUUCUAAGAAUCAUAGCAUGAAAUUUUUCAGGGUUUGCAAUCAUCUCAUUUUGUUUUAACCAUGAUAAGGCGAUUCCCGUUUCUUUUUGCAAAGUAUGUAUUCACAAAAUCACGCAUGUUUCUAGAAAAAUAAGAGAAUGUAUUGUCGUCUGCAUAAUUAUAGAGCGUUGCUUGCUUUAUGAAUAGAAAUAAGUUAUUUAUGUAAAAAUUGAAGAGGACUGGUCCUUGCACAGAGCCCUGAGGUACACCAGACAUAACCUCUUGAAAAGAGCUGUAUGAAUGGUUUAUCCUAACACACUGAUUUCGUCUUUUGAGAUAGGAAUAAAUUAGAACUAAAGCAUUUUCAUCAAACCCAUACGCUUGCAGCUUGGCGAUAAGCAAAUCAUGUAGAACACAAUCGAAAGCUUUCGAAUAAUCCAUUAAGACUGCACCAACGAGAUAGUCAUUGUCAAGGCUAGUCUUCCAGUCUUCUAUCAAACGUAUCAAAACAUGUUGGGUUGCAUACAUUUGUCGAUACGCAGCAAUGAAGACUGAAAGCGUGUAAUCUAAAUGCUAAACCAAUUGAUUUUUUAAGACUUUUUCAUAUAUCUUUGAAAAAGUAUUGAAAACACUAACUAGGCGGAAAUCUUUCUAAUGUACGAUUUGAUUCCUCUUUUUCUAGUGGGCAAACUGCCG
Messenger RNA from Rhopilema esculentum, 6825 nucleotides. NCBI's taxonomy places the organism in Eukaryota, Metazoa, Cnidaria, Scyphozoa, Rhizostomeae, Rhizostomatidae. The record is from RefSeq and is a predicted model, not a curated record.